GGAGGAGGAGGAGGAGGGAAACCGGAGGAUUGACGGCUCUCCUAACGCGGCUGGUGGUGUGACGUCUUAACUCUUCCUGCCCAGCAUGGCUGUGUCCCUGUGGUUCCUGGGGGUGUGUGUGCUCACUCUGGCUCACGUCGCCCCUUCCGGCCAAGCUAUGUCCCGGGCCGCCAUGCCGUUCGGGCUGCUGCGCAGGGAGCUGGCGUGUGAGGGUUACCCCAUAGAGCUGCGAUGCCCAGGAAGUGACGUGGUCAUGGUGGAGACUGCCAACUAUGGACGCACUGACGACAAGAUCUGUGACGCAGACCCCUUCCAGAUGGAGAACACACAGUGUUACCUCCCUGAUGCACUCAAAAUUAUGGCCCAGAGGUGUAACAACAGGACUCAGUGUGUGGUGGUCGCAGGGGUCGACGUCUUCCCAGACCCCUGUCCUGGAACAUACAAGUACCUGGAGAUCCAGUAUGAGUGUGUCCCUUACAAAGUGGACCAAAAAGUUUUCGUGUGUCCCGGCUCACUGCUCAGCAUCCAGCCGGCCUCCUCUCUCCUGGAGGCAGAGCAUCAAUCGGGGGCGUGGUGUAAAGACCCGCUGCAGGCCGGUGACAGGCUGUACGUCAUGCCGUGGACGCCAUAUAGGACGGAGGUGCUGUAUGAGUACGCCUCCUGGGACGACUACCGCCAGAACAGAGUCACCACCACCUAUAAGUUGCCUAGCCGUGUGGACGGUACAGGCUUUGUGGUGUAUGACGGCGCCGUGUUUUAUAACAAAGAGCGAACACGCAACCUGGUCAAGUAUGACCUGCGGACACGCAUCAAGAGUGGCGAGGCAGUGGUGGUCAACGCCAACUACCAUGACACCUCGCCUUACCGCUGGGGAGGGAAGUCAGACAUCGAUCUGGCGGUGGAUGAGAAUGGCCUUUGGGUGAUCUACUCUACUGAAGCCAAUAAUGGACGCAUCGUGGUCAGCCAGGUGAACCCGUACACCCUGCGCUUCGAGGGUACGUGGGCCACCGGCUUUGACAAGCGUGGGGCAAGCAACGCCUUCAUGGCCUGUGGCGUGCUCUAUGCCGUGCGCUCCGUCUUCCAAGAUGACGAGGGGCAGGCGGAAGGCCGAGUCGGCAGCGACAUGGUGGUUUAUGCCUACGACACCAGCCGGGGACAGGAGCUGCCCGUUCAGAUACCGUUCCCCAACCCUUACCAGUAUAUCUCCUCUAUUGACUACAACCCAAGAGACAACCAGCUGUAUGUGUGGAACAACUACUACGUGCUGAGAUACCCGCUACAGUUCACACCGCCACCGCCCACUAAAGGUUUGUGGAAUAAGUGCACUUGUGUAUUUGGACAUACUGGUAUGAGAUCAAACCAGAGACUAAAGCGUGUUUCCGUCCCUCCAGGUCCCCUGUCCUCUCUGAUGACAACAGUCCGCUCCUACACGGCCACGGUGGCCUUGACCCCGGUGCGGCCGUCUGCCUCUCACCCAAUCGGCGUCAUCAACCGAGGACCCUUUGACCAGCGGCCGAUCACAGCCAUGGUCCCUCUGACCCCACGGCCACCUCUGCGUGUCCCCUUGGCGCCCGGGGCCCCCGGUCAGGUGGGCGGAUGUGAAGGACGGGUGGCACGAGGGGUGCAAUGGCCACCUACGCUGAAGGGAGAGACAGUGGAGAGACCCUGCCCGAAAGGGUCACUGGGUAUCGCUUCCUAUCAAUGCAUGCAAUCUCCGGUGGGCUGGAGCUCCAGAGGGCCCGACCUUUCCAACUGCACCUCUCCCUGGGUCAGCCAAAUUGCACAGAAGAUUAAGAGUGGAGAGAAUGCAGCCAACAUCGCCGGGGAAUUGGUCAACCUGACCCGGGGGCGGAUCUAUGCCGGUGAUGUGAGCAUGUCCGUCAGGCUAAUUGAACAGCUAUUGGACAUUCUGGACUCCCAGCUGCAGGCCUUGAGACCAGCCAAUAAAGAGUCAGCAGCACGCAAUUACAACAAGCUGCAGAAAAGAGAACGCACAUGCAGAGCUUAUGUUCAGGCGGUCGUUCAGACAGUUGAUAACCUGUUGGGUCCUGAGGCUCUGGUUUCCUGGGCGGACAUGAGCAGUGUUGACCAGUCCCGCUCAGCAUCACUACUAUUAGACGCGGUAGAAAAAGGAGCGUUUCUAUUAGCUAACAAUCUCUAUGAAGGCCGAUUCAGCGACAGGGCGCCAAAUGUUGAUCUGGAGGUGUAUGUGUUAAAUACAGAGGCAGACAUACAGGACCUGACGUUCCCUCACUCCUACGACAGCGACAGCAUCUUGCAGAUCUCAGCGCUGGCUCUGCUGCAGUACAGCAACAACGGCCAGGUGAAGCUGGUCCUCUCUCUGUAUAAGAACCUGGGCUCCUUCCUGACCACCCAGAACUCGACUCUGCGACUCGGACUGGGGCUGAGCCAGGGGUCAGAGUCCAGGCGGAGAAGCCUGGUGGUCAACUCCCACGUCAUCUCCGCCUCUGUACACAGAGGAUCCAACAGAGUGUACCUCUCCGAGCCGGUGAUCUUUACUCUCAGGCAUCUGCAGCUGGAGAACCACUUUGGCCCCAACUGCUCUUUCUGGAACGGCACAGGGGUUUCUGGGAGUGGCAGGUGGUCUACACAGGGCUGCCGCCUGUUACACACCAACAACACACACACUACCUGCGCUUGCAACCACCUGUCCAGCUAUGCCGUCCUCAUGACGUAUCAGCAACCUGCUUUUGGGGUCGGGGUAGAAGAGCUUCUCGUCUAUGUGGUUUCCUGGGUCGGCAUCUCUGUAGCACUAGUGUGUUUGGCCACCUGCCUUACCACGCUGUGCUGCCAGGGGGCGCCCUGGCACACAGACCACAGCACCAUCCACUGCAACCUUUGGGCCAACCUGCUCAUCACUGAACUGCUCUUCCUUGUUGGUGCCAACAAGACACAAUACACAGUUGUGUGCUCCAUCAUUGCUGGCUUGCUGCACUUCUCGCUGCUCUCAGUGUUUUGCUGGUUGUGCCUGGAGGGGGUGGAGCUGUACUUGCUGCAGCGGGAGGUAUUUGAGGGACGUAACUCCAGGAGGAAGUAUUUCUACCUGUGUGGUUACUCUAUUCCUGGGCUGGUGGUGGCCGUCUCCGCAGCCAUAGACUUCAGAGGCUACGGCUCAAAGACUGCAUGCUGGCUGAGAACAGACAAUUACUUCAUCUGGAGUUUCCUCGGACCUGUUGGUGUCAUCAUUACGUUAAACCUGGUUGUCCUGGUGAUGACCUUACAUAAGAUGCACAGCACCGCUGCUUUGAAGCCAGACUCCAGUCGUCAUGACAACCUGAGGGCGUGGGCGGUGGGCUCCCUGACGCUGCUCUUCCUGCAGAGCGUCACCUGGUCCUCAGGCCUGAUGUUCCUGUGUGCUCCGUCGCUCCUCCUGGCUUACCUCUUCUCCUCCCUCAACACCGCCCAGGGCCUCCUCAUCACCAUACUGCACUGCACCCUCGCCCGGAAGGGUCAAAAGGACUACGGCCGAUGCCUGCGCCUCUCGCAGUGCUGCGCCACUUCCUCUUCCAGCUCUCCGGACUCGGUGAAGGGUGCUGCCCUGCGCUCCAACAGCCGAUACACCAGCAGCCAGAGUCGGAGAGCUACUGCCAACAGACAGAGUCGAAUCAGGAGGAUGUGGAACGACACUGUUCGCAGGCAGACUGAAUCGUCCUUCAUCGCUGCAGACGUGAACAACACACCCACUCUUAACCGAGCUGCUUUGGGGAACCACUUCCUUACUAAUCCGGUGUUGCAGACUCAUGCUGGAGCCUCUCCUUAUGACACGAUGCUGGCACAGGGAUACAACCAACCCUUCACCUCCACAGUAGGAACCUUCAGAAACAAGCAGAAGGGUGUUGUGUCCCAGAGCCAGGAGUCCUGUGGGUUGGACAGUGUGUGUCUCAAUGGAGGCUACACCCCCAAUACCUUCACCCUGCACGGUCUGGGAACCACACCCGGGUCCCGAGCUGGAGUGGUGGGCAGCACUGACCUUCUGCGGGAGGGAGGAGUCGGGAUAGGAGGUGAUGACAUUUCCCCGGCCCUCCUCACCCCCCACGGGGCCGCAGACCUGAGCGGCAGCGCCGGAAUGCGUCGUAACCUGUCUGAUGCAGCAGCGCUUGAAAAGAUGAUCAUCUCGGAGCUGGUGCAGAGCAACCUGCGGCCCUCAGUCGCCAUGCCUGUUCCUCCCGAGCGCUACGGAAGCCUGGCGAGGCCUCAUCACCACGACAGGGCAGCUCUCACGCACACUGCCACUUUGACGCGACACGCACAGCCGCCCCAAGAGGGCUGGGCUGCCACCAUGCAGCCAAACACACGGCACAACGCACAAGAGGGCUGGGCGCAUACGCGUCACCUCACACAGGACGCUGAGACACAUUCCGCAACUCGUGGACAAGAUCACGCCACGACGCCACGCUUACAGGAUGGCUGGUCACACUCCAGAGUUUCUGGAGACUCAGAGUCCCGUGAGCUGCUUAAAGACGGGGACAAGUCAUUGCAAGGCACUCUGAGUCGCCGCGGGCUGCAGGACAGGCAGCAAGCGCGCCCUCCUGAUGUUCAGGCACGGCCCUACUCCACCCUCAGCCGCACACCUGGGACUCUGUCCCGCCACCGCGGCACAGUGGAGCCCAACGGAGGGACAGACAGAGACAGAGAGAGGGACAGGGAGCGUUACCGGGACAGGCCCCUCCCGCCUCCUCCUCCCCCUCCCCCACAGGAGUCUGAGCCCCUGUACAAGGCUCUGGAGGAGCCGCUGCUGAUGAAACAGAGGGAGGCAGCCGCAGAGGCAUGGAGAGGCGGACAGGACAGAGAGAAGGACGAGACAUUUCUCUUAAAAAGAGAUGAAAUGAUGGACGAAUGGAGGGGAGGAACCGAGAGAGGGAGGGACGAGUCUUUCUCCUCUCAGGGGAGAGACGGAGAGAUGGACGAAUGGAGAGCUGGAAUGGAGAGAGGGAGGGAGGAAUCUCAUCUGCUGGAGAAGAGAGGUGGAAGGAUGGAGGUGUGGCGGGGAGAGAACGACCAGGAAGAGACUUUUAUAACUCAGAAGAAAGAUUUUGGGAUUGACGGAUGGAGAGGCGGCAUGGACAGAGAGAAAGAUGAAUCCUUGUUUUUAAAGGACAGAGAUGGAUGGAGAGCAGGGAUGGAGAGAGAGAAUGAGAAACAGAAGGAUAGAGCGCUGGAUGUGUGGAGGGGAGGGAUGGAUAUCGACAGGGAGGAAUCCUUCCUGUUCGACAGUAAAGAUGGCGGCCUCGACGGGAGGAAAAGAGGGAAAGAAAGAGGGUCUCUUCGGUUCCACGGCGAACGAGAAGAUUCUGACAGCUUUGCUCUGCCUUUGACCCCGGACCUUGACCUCGACACUGACUCCUCACCGAUCUACGCCCGGGAUUCGAACCCCUCCCCGCUCUACCCCGGUGACCGGCGCUCACCUCCGCUCAGCAUCUUCCCCCGGAGCUCUCCCCCGACCAAUAUCUUCGCUCCUCGAGACACUAACUCACCUCCAAACAAUCUCUACUCCCGCCACUCCCCCCAGGUGUACAGCCGAAGCAGCUCCCCUCCUCGCUUCUACACCCGCACGUCCCCUCCGACCCUCUCCUACCCCGACAGCAGCCCUGAAGGUCCAGAAGAAGUCAGCCCCACCGGCCAGCCGCAGCGGCCUGCCCUGGAGCUGCCCUACAGCCUCGGCCGACCCCCGCUGGGCCCGCGACCCAAUCACCUGCAAACCUUCUACCAGCCCCCGCCGCUGGCAUCCAAUGGAGAGGCAGCGUACACACCAGAGCCCGCCUCGGAGGGAGACGAUGGACAGAUGCAGCGGGUGACGAGCCUGUGACUAGGGCGGUGGUGAUCGGGGCAUAGAAACCAGGGAUGAGGAAAAAGAUGGUUAUACUAACAGAUAACGGUCAAACUGAUGGAAAUGAUGAUGAUUAAGAGGAAAAUUAUGACAGAUAAUGAAGGUAAUGAUGAUGACAGUGACGGCUCCUCCCUGCUUCUAUCUCCCGUUCACCACGAGAUUUCCCCCCUUUUCAUGUUUUGUUACUUUUCUAUGACUGUGAUCCAUUUAUAACUCUUCCUCCUGCACUUCCUCUCCUUAUCCUCUCUUUCCUGAAACCCUGUUGUGUCUUUCCCGUCUCAUUGGUGCUUAUCCUUAUUGGCCCAUCGUCUAAGUUUCUAUCGGUUCGUCGGCUGGGUGUUGCCCUUCCCUGUAGCAAGCAAACAGUGUGUCAAAGAAGCACUUGUGUGUUGCCAAAAAAUCCUUUCAAAGAACAUGUGCAUGACUUUAUAGUGGCUUUACAAGGCUACAUACUGUAGGAGGAAAGUGUGUGUGAGCGCGUGUGUGAGAGUAGCUUGAUGAGCAUGCGUGUGUGUAAGGUUGAGUGUGUAAGUGAGUGAGUGUGUGUGAGUGUGUGUAUAUACAUCAUUCUUGUAUAAUUAAUGUAUCACAGUGAAGCAUUUUAUCAAUAUCAACUGGGGGGCCUCUUACACACACAUCCCCUCCUCCUGAUUUUGAACUCUUGACCAAUCCCAUUUCACAUCAAGACCAAAACCUCCACCCCUCCUGCCGCCACUCCCUCCACCUGCCACAAACUGUCGGUGAUGGGACUUUUUGCCAUGGAGUUUGUCAAAGCAACAGAACUGUUGACUCCAGCGCCAGAGAUCAUAUGAAACCUCAGAACUUUUCUGCAACCCCCUGAGAUCCUUGUACAUAUCGACCUCAAGUGUUCUGAUUGUCUUGUAUUGCUAUUGAAGUUCAAGUAAACAUGUGAAAUAAA
Centropristis striata (black sea bass) is the source of this 6767-nucleotide messenger RNA. Its product is annotated as adhesion G protein-coupled receptor L1-like. The coding region runs from base 86 to 5827 and encodes 1913 amino acids. NCBI's taxonomy places the organism in Eukaryota, Metazoa, Chordata, Actinopteri, Perciformes, Serranidae. Gene Ontology annotation, biological process: G protein-coupled receptor signaling pathway; cell surface receptor signaling pathway. The transcript has 25 exons. Gene Ontology annotation, molecular function: G protein-coupled receptor activity; carbohydrate binding. Gene Ontology annotation, cellular component: membrane. The record is from RefSeq and is a predicted model, not a curated record.